Xyrauchen texanus (razorback sucker) is the source of this 2722-nucleotide messenger RNA. RefSeq names its product terminal nucleotidyltransferase 5A-like. Gene Ontology annotation, molecular function: poly(A) RNA polymerase activity; RNA binding. Gene Ontology annotation, biological process: mRNA stabilization. Bases 199 to 1380 code for a protein of 393 amino acids. Lineage: Eukaryota; Metazoa; Chordata; Actinopteri; Cypriniformes; Catostomidae. The record is from RefSeq and is a predicted model, not a curated record. The transcript is spliced from 2 exons.
ACUAGCGUGAGUGUGGCGACGUUUGACUGUGGGAAACAGAGACAUUUGAGUUAUUCUGUUGAUCGGUAAAUAUUUGGAUUUGUCUUUAAAAUAACUUUUAAAGUUAAAUGUUUUAUUCCUGAACGGAGCGUCAUACAGUUGGGGCAUUCAGUUUACAAGAAGCGGGCAGACUCGUGUCUUUACCGGGCUAGUAACGCCAUGUCCUCCCCGGAUGUGUCGGAGAAGAACCGGCGCUGUUGUGUUUUGUCGUGGGAGCAGGUGCAGCGUCUGGACUCCAUCCUGGGAGAAUGUGUCCCGAUCCACGGGCGAGGAAACUUCCCCACGCUCUCCGUCCAACCCCGACACAUCGUACAGGUGGUACGGGCUCGGCUAGAGGAGCGUGGAGUGGUGGUGCGUGAUGUGAAACUGAACGGCUCAGCUGCCAGUUAUGUUCUGCACCAGGACACUGGCCUGGGCUACAAAGACCUGGACCUGAUCUUCGGCUUGAGUCUGACCGAUGACAAGACAUUCCGUCUGGUGAAGGACGUGGUCCUGGACAGUCUUCUUGAGUUCCUGCCAGCUGGUGUGAGCCGCGAACGCAUCACAGCCCUGACCUUGAAGGAAGCGUACGUACAGAAACUUGUGAAGGUAUGCAAUGACACGGAUCGCUGGAGUCUCAUAUCUCUCUCCAAUAACACUGGCAAGAACGUGGAGCUGAAGUUUGUGGACUCCUUGCGACGGCAGUUUGAGUUCAGUGUGGACUCCUUCCAAAUUGGCUUGGAUUCACUCUUACUUUUCGACCGCUGCUCUGAGACGCCCAUGUCCGAGAGUUUUCACCCCACUGUACUCGGUGAGAGCAUGUACGGAGACUUUGACGAAGCACUGGGGCACCUACAUGCAAAAAUUAUUGCAACGCACAGUCCGGAAGAGAUCCGUGGAGGUGGGCUCUUGAAAUACUGCCACCUGUUGGUGAGGGACUUCCAUCCAGCCUCUGAGACGCAGAUGAAGUCCCUCCAACGCUACAUGUGCUCACGUUUCUUUAUCGACUUCCCCGACAUCAACGAACAGCAGCGGAAGUUGGAGGCGUACCUGCAGAACCACUUUAACGGCAUGGAGCAUAAGCGUUAUGAUUGCCUCAUGACUCUACAUCAGGUGGUGGAUGAAAGCACCGUUUGUCUCAUGGGCCAUGAGAGGAGACAGACGCUUGCACUAAUCUCGUCUCUGGCGCUACGUGUUCUGGCUGAACAGAAUGCAAUUCCUGCACUGUCUAACAUCACAUGUUACUACCAACCAGCGCCCUACGUCAGGGACAUCAACUUCAGCAACUACUAUGUAGCACACGUGCAUUCACCCAUUUCCACUUGUAACAGUUCCUAUCAGACAUGGCUGCCUUGUAGCUGAGCCAGAAAAUAUUUGUAAGCAUCAGAUGGUGUUUGGUUGGACGGUUUGGUUUGAUCUCCUGGACUUUCCAGAGUUAAUCUAACAAAAACACAUCUAGGUCAUAUUUCACCCUAAAAUCAAAGGAAAGGAAGAAAUUAUAUUUUGCUUUAAAAACAAAACAAAAAACAAAGUGUAUUGCAGGACCAUAAAGAUUUUUUGCUGUCACACUAUUUUUAUGGCAAAUAAGCAAACUAUCCAUGUGUCCAGAUGUUUUGCUUUUGAAUUCCAUAUUUCUUAAUGGUAUUUCCCAUUUGAGGUAGAGGUAGAUUUGGUUUUACCGAUUAAUCGUACCAAUAGUUGCUUUUUGCAACUAUCGAUUAACUGCAAAAAUCUGUCUAUUGUUUUUCAUUUCGUCAUUUCACAAUAAGAGUUCCAUAUGUGUUUUGGUCUUGUUUAUAAUAAUGAGUUCUGCGUUAUGCACCAAAUCUUAUUAUUGGGAUUUUGGUUGAAAUAAAAACUACACCUGGGAUUUUAUUCAUUUUAAACUCUUUGAUGGUCGACCUCUAAUUCUAAUUAUUGAUCGAUAUAGAAGCUCAUUACAGUAUCAGUAAUUUUCACUAAAGAAAUAUUGAUAUACAGUAUGUUUUCGGUAUAAAAUAUAAAUCAUCAUAAAUUAAAGUACUUCUAAAUCUACCAUCAAGGGGUGGUAUUAGGAUGCCAUGUUUGACGAGGAAUUUUGAUUUUUGUAGUGGGCAAUUUACGGGCAUUUCGCCAUCAGACAGGUGGUAAACAGACUGCAUUUUUUUUUUAUAUAAUUUGAUUUAAUUAUAUAAUUUAGUAUUACUUCUUGAUUUUGGUGUGAAAUAUGACCAGGACAUGUUCUUGACAUGUUAUGUUAACACUUCAACUGUAGCAGUUUUGUCCAAAACCGGAUGGAGAUUAUGUAUAUAAAAAGAAAAUGUAAUCUAUGUCCCCAUCUACUCCCCAUCUGAACACUGCUGUAUUGCAAAAUGAAUCAAACCCUCUUAAGACCUUUUGGAAACUUGUUAAUGAUUUUCAGAAGGAUUUUGGCCAAUACAGAUAAAAAGUUAUGAAAGGACAUUGGGGCAAAAGAAAACCAUAAAACCGAGAGUGUGUUCAGUUCUGACUGUGUUUUCCUGCUUUCCUUUUUUUGAGAAACUGAGGACCAAAGAUUUUACGAUUUAAGUGGAAUGUUCCUUCUGUGAUUUCAAGUGCCUUAAAACAACCACAAAACGAAAUGUAUGUAAAUUAAAAAUGCUUACAUUUGUUUUAUUCUCUGGCCUACUGUUUGGUAUACUAUUUUUAUUUUCAGUGUCAGUUUAUUUCCUUUCCAAAUCAUUAA